ACUAACCACCGUCAAAAAUUUUUAUUGCUUAUUUCAUUUACUAUUUCUAAUAAUAAUAAAAUAAUAACAAAAAUGCAAAAUAACGAAAAUAUAAAUGAAUGGACAAAUUGGAUUGAGGAGGCUAUUAUUAAACAACAUAUUAAAUAUUAUGAGUAUGAAAAUUUUAAAAAUAUUCAAGAAAUUGGUUCCGGGGCAUUUGGAAAGGUUUUUCGUGCAAAUUGGAAAAAUUUUGGCCAUUAUUUAGCAUUAAAAUCAUUUUAUAAUCUAAAUAACAUUACCUUAAAAGAAAUUGUUAAUGAACUUAAACUUCAACGAGAAGUAGAUUUUCAUGACAAUAUUAUUCGCUUUUAUGGAAUCACAAAAUUUGAAUCAGAAAAUAAAAUUGACCAAACAAAGAAUUAUUUGUUAGUAAUGGAAUACGCUAACGAUGGUACUCUUCGUGACUAUUUAAACAAAAACUUCAAUAGUCUUAGUUGGGAUGAUAGGUAUAAUUUAGCACAUCAAUUAGCUUGUUCUGUAUUAUGCCUACAUGAUGAAGGGAUCAUUCACCGAGAUUUGCAUUCUUGUAAUGUAUUGGUUCAUAAGAAAUCCAUCAAGUUGGCGGACUUUGGAUUAUCAAAAAGGAUUGACGAAGCAUCGAAUUCACAAUUAAAGUUACUUGGUAUGGUUCCCUAUAUUGAUCCAAAAGUAUUAAUGAAUAGCAAUAAUUUAAAAUUAAAUGAGAAGAGCGAUGUAUAUAGUAUUGGCGUUUUAUUAUGGGAAAUAUCAAGUGGGAAACCACCAUUUCAUGAAGAGAAAAAUAAUAUUGGCUUAAUCUAUGACAUUUCACAAGGCCGAAGGGAAGAAAUUAUUCCUGAUACUCCUAAUGAUUAUUCAAAUCUUUAUAUUGGAUGUUGGAAUAAUGAACCAAGUAAACGACCAAAUAUGCAUGAGGUUGUUAAUAGAUUAACAGUAUUUAUUUCAGAUUCAAAUAGCACAACAAUUGAUCAACAGAAUAACAUAUCUGAUCAAACUUAUCCUACGCCAAAUGAAAAUCUAACUCCAAAUAGUGCAGGAAAUUCAUCACAUGGAGAAUUAUCUCAAAUGAUUCAAAAUUUCACUAAUAUGAAUACAAGAGAAAUAGAUAGUAUGUCUAAAAAUGAACAAAUUAAUGAAAAUCUUUCACCUGAGAAAAAUUUAAGCAUUACGAUUAAUGAAAUAGUUGAUCUCAUUUUUAAGGAAAAUAUUAAAGAUAAUAUGAAGGUAGAACAGCAUGUUCUUGAUUAUUUGAAUAAUCAUAAUGUAAAUUCAAAAGAAAUUUAUAAUUGGUUAUUAAAUAAUCAAAACAAUCCAGAAUCUAUUUUUUUACUUGGUUAUUUUAAU
Molecule: messenger RNA, 1362 nt
Organism: Rhizophagus irregularis DAOM 181602=DAOM 197198
Lineage: Eukaryota; Fungi; Glomeromycota; Glomeromycetes; Glomerales; Glomeraceae
Biological process (GO): protein phosphorylation
Molecular function (GO): ATP binding; protein kinase activity; protein binding
Source: RefSeq, a predicted model, not a curated record